Messenger RNA from Archocentrus centrarchus (flier cichlid), 11756 nucleotides. RefSeq names its product dicer 1, ribonuclease type III (gene dicer1). NCBI's taxonomy places the organism in Eukaryota, Metazoa, Chordata, Actinopteri, Cichliformes, Cichlidae. The transcript is spliced from 29 exons. Gene Ontology annotation, cellular component: cytoplasm; nucleus; RISC-loading complex. The record is from RefSeq and is a predicted model, not a curated record. Gene Ontology annotation, biological process: pre-miRNA processing; siRNA processing; apoptotic DNA fragmentation. The coding region runs from base 346 to 6066 and encodes 1906 amino acids. Gene Ontology annotation, molecular function: deoxyribonuclease I activity; RNA binding; protein binding.
AGACUGCGUACUUUACGUUGAUGUCUUGUCGUAGCAGAGGCCCAGGUAAAAGGAAGUGGUCCCCCGUGGGCGAGUUGCUACCAGAUCGGGACAACGAACGUAAAUGGCAAUUAAAACAUCCAGCGGAUGAGUUUGAUCAACAAAAAGCACACCCCGGUCUGUUUUGAGCCAAAUGUGGGAAAGCAUCAAGAGUUGGAGAUCUGUGUUAUCAUGAAGCCCAGAUUAACAUUUGUCUGCCUAUCCCAGUAUUCUGUAAUCUUGAACUGUUAAAAGAAGAGGAGGAUGAAAUGAGAUAAAGUGGACGCCUGGAGGAGCCCAGCCCCCACACCUCCACCUGUUUGAACCAUGGCAGGCCUACAGCUCGUCACCCCUGCCACUUCACCCAUGGGGCCUUUCUUUGGUCUUCCGUGGCAGCAGGAGGCUAUACACGAUAACAUAUAUACACCCAGAAAAUAUCAGGUAGAACUUCUUGAAGCAGCUCUUGAACGCAAUACCAUCGUCUGCUUGAAUACCGGCUCAGGGAAGACUUUUAUUGCAGUACUUCUAACAAAAGAGCUCUCCCACCAAAUUCGUGGACCUUACCAAGAAAAUGCGAAGAGGACUGUUUUUCUGGUGAACACAGCUUCAUCUGUAGUUCAGCAAGCAGCUGCAGUCAGGACUCACUCUGACCUCAGUGUGGGAGAGUACACAGAUUUUGAGGCGACCGUGGUGUGGACUGACCAACAGUGGAGUGGAGAGAUCACUGAGAAUCAGGUGCUGGUCAUGACUUGCCACAUAUUCCUUCAUAUUCUGAGGAAUCAGAUCUUACCGUUGUCAAAGAUCAACUUGGUGGUGUUUGAUGAUUGUCACCUGGCCAUCACAGAGCACCCUUACUGUGAGAUAAUGAAGCUGUUUGAGGGCUGCUCCUACACUCCUCGUAUCCUGGGACUCACAGCCUCCAUUCUGAAUGGAAAGUGUGACCCGUCAGAGUUGGAACGGAAGAUCCUGAAUCUGGAAAGAAUCCUUAAGAGCAAUGCUGAGACUGCCACUGACCUCGUGGUCCUGGAUAGAUACGCCUCUCAGCCCAGAGAAGUGGUGCUGGACUGCGGUCCCUAUGUGGACAAGAGUGGCCUCUCCUCCCGUCUGGAGGCGGAGCUCAGUGAAGCGCUCCACUUCCUGAAUGAUUGUAACAUAUCUGUCAAAGAGGACCGUGAUCCCACAUUCAUCUCCAAGCAGGUCCUCAAUGACUGCCGGGCCGUGCUGCAGGUGCUGGGGCCCUGGUGUGCAGAUAAGGCAGCAGGCAUCAUGGUGCGUGAGCUUCAAAAGUACAUCAAACAUGAGCAGGAGGAGCUCAACCGCAAGUUUCUGCUCUUCACAGACACCAUUCUGCGCAAAGUGCACGCGCUCUGUGAGGAGCACUUCUCCCCCGCCUGCCUGGACCUCAAGUUUGUCACACCAAAGGUCCUCCGGCUGCUGGAGAUCCUGCACGAAUAUAAGCCGUUUGAGCGGCAGCAGUUUGAAAGCGUGGAGUGGUACAACAACCGCAACCAGGACAACUAUGUGUCCUGGAGCGACUCUGAGGACGACGAUGAGGAUGAGGAGGUGGAGGCCAAAGAGAGGCCUGAAGCUAAUUUUCCCUCUCCAUUCACCAACAUCCUGUGUGGGAUCAUCUUUGUGGAGAGGCGUUACACAGCAGUUGUCCUCAAUCGUCUUAUCAAGGAGGCAGGGAAGCAGGACCCAGAGCUGGCUUACAUCAGCAGCAACUUCAUCACCGGCCACAGCAUUGGCAAGAACCAGGCCCGGAACAAGCAGAUGGAGGUGGAGUUCAGGAAGCAAGAAGAGGUUCUUCGCAAAUUCCGGGCUCAUGAAACCAAUCUGCUGAUUGCCACCAGCAUCGUUGAGGAAGGUGUCGAUAUUCCAAAGUGUAACCUGGUGGUGCGAUUUGACUUGCCUACAGAGUACAGGUCCUACGUCCAAUCCAAAGGCAGAGCUCGGGCUCCUGUCUCAAACUACAUCAUGCUGGCUGACACUGGGAGGACCAAAGCCUUCGAAGAAGAUCUCAAUACAUACAAGGCUAUAGAAAAAAUCUUAAGGAAUAAGUGCUCCAAGUCAGUGGAGGUGGGUGAGUUUGAAGUGGAACAGGUGAUGGAUGACGACAACAUCCUCCCACCGUAUGUUCUCCGAUCUGAGGACGGAGGUCCCCGGGUCACCAUCAAUACAUCCAUCGGACACAUUAACAGGUAUUGUGCUCGGCUGCCCAGUGACCCUUUCACACACUUAGCGCCAAAAUGCAAAACUGUAGAGACUGACGGACGUUUCCAGUCUACACUCUUCUUACCCAUAAACUCCCCUCUGCGAGUUCCUGUCAAGGGGCCUGUGAUGAACUGUGCCAGACUGGCAGAGAAAGCAGUUGCACUAGUAUGCUGUGAGAAACUCCACAAAAUAGGUGAACUGGAUGAUCACCUGAUGCCAGUGGGGAAGGAGACGGUGAAAUACGAGGAGGAACUCGAUCUUCAUGACGAGGAGGAGACCAGCGUCCCAGGCCGGCCCGGUUCUACAAAGAGAAGGCAGUGCUACCCUAAAGCCAUACCAGAGUGUCUGCGUGACUGUUAUGCUGUACCAGAGCAGACCUACUACUUAUAUGUGAUUGGGAUGGUGCUCACCACCCCUCUCCCCGAUGAGCUCAAUUUCCGUAGAAGGAAGCUCUACCCACCAGAGGACACCACCAGGUGCUUCGGUAUAUUGACUGCCAAACCCAUACCUCGAAUUCCCCAUUUUCCGGUGUACACUCGUUCCGGUGAGGUGACAAUUUCCAUUGAGCUGCAGAAGUCUGGCUUCACACUCACCACUGCCCAGCUUGACCUCAUAACGCGUCUCCACCAGUACAUUUUCUCCCACAUCCUCCGCCUGGAGAAACCCGCGCUGGAGUUCAUGCCCACGCUGGCUGACUCUGCUUACUGCGUUCUACCUCUGAAUGUUGUUGGGGACUCCAGCACACUAGAUAUGGAUUUCAAGUUCAUGGAGGACAUUGAGAAGUCUGAGGCCCGCACUGGCAUUCCUACCACUCAGUACACCAAGCAGAACCCCUUCACCUUUAAGCUGGAGGACUACCAGGAUGCUGUCAUCAUUCCAAGGUAUCGCAACUUCGACCAGCCUCAUCGCUUCUAUGUUGCUGAUGUGUACACAGACUUGACGCCACUCAGCAAGUUUCCUUCACCAGAGUAUGAGACCUUUGCUGAGUACUACAAAACAAAGUACAACCUGGACUUGUCUAACCUGAACCAGCCACUCCUGGACGUAGACCACACCUCCUCCAGACUGAACCUGUUAACCCCUCGCCACCUAAACCAGAAGGGUAAAGCCCUGCCCCUCAGCAGCGCAGAGAAGAGGAAGGCCAAGUGGGAGAGUCUGCAGAACAAACAGAUCCUGGUUCCAGAAUUGUGUGCCAUCCACCCUAUUCCAGCCUCCCUGUGGAGAAAAGCAGUGUGUCUGCCCAGCAUCCUCUACCGCCUCCACUGCCUGCUGACUGCUGAGGAGCUCAGAGCCCAGACAGCCAGUGAAGCUGGAGUGGGAGUUCAGACCCUCCCGCCUGACUUCAGAUAUCCAAACUUGGACUUUGGCUGGAAAAGGUCUAUUGACAGCAAAACGUUCAUCUCCUGUCCUGAGUUCUGCAGUGAGGACGGUGACAGUCACUGUAAGCACCAAGAGACUGUAAGCCCUGAUCCCUGUUCCCUAACACUGCCCGGUGUUGAGCACUCUUCCAUGCCUGAGCAGGGGCUUUUCAUGGCUUUUGUUUCGGAAGAAGCCUCCUGCACCAGGAACCUAACUAAUGGCACUGCCUUCGUCACUAGCUGUGAUGACGACUGCAACCAAAAUGAGCACCUUCACCACAGUGAUAAUUGCCAAUGCUCCCAGCCCAGCUCUGCUAUGCUGCAGAGCUCCAAAUCAAUACAAACCACUACCUCAGUUCCUGUGCAGCCCCCUCACAGCUUGAAGAAGCCCAGCUCCAGUCCUCCACAGCCUAGUGAUGAAUGUACACCAGGGAGGACUUCAAACCACACAAACAAAGCUACCUCAAUCUGCAGCCGAGCAGCCACGGGUCCCAACACUCCCACAGCACCUUCUCCUGAUGUUGUUGCAGCCCCCCAACAUAGAUCCCAGGCGGGAGACUCCCCCAAGAACUUGGGGCCCAACCCAGGUCUCAUCCUGCAGGCCCUGACCCUUUCAAAUGCCAGUGACGGCUUCAACCUGGAGAGGCUGGAGAUGCUUGGCGACUCUUUCCUGAAGCAUGCCAUCACCACCUACCUGUUCUGUACCUACCCGGACGCUCACGAAGGACGUCUCAGCUACAUGCGCAGCAAGAAGGUGAGCAACUGUAACCUGUACCGUCUGGGAAAGAAGAAAGGGCUUCCCAGCAGAAUGGUGGUGUCCAUCUUUGACCCUCCCGUUAACUGGCUGCCGCCUGGAUAUGUGGUCAACCAGGACAAGAGCAGCACUGACAAACUGAACUCAGAGGAGGCCAAAGAGGAGCUUCUGGCCAAUGGGCGAUCAGGAAAUGAGUAUGAUGAGGAUGAUGAGGAGGGUGAGGAUGUAGAUGAAGAUGGCGAGCUGAUGCUGAAAGAUGAGCCAAAAGAUGAAGUCAACAUGGAGGAUGAUCUCGAGUAUUACAAGGAGCACAUUCGUUUCAUUGACAACAUGUUGCUGGGAUCCGGAGCAUUUGGGAAGAAGAUCUCACUGAGCGGCUUCCCCACCCCUCUCACUCCAACUUCAGGACCCUCACCAGCUAUGGAGUCUCCGUAUGAUUGGAAGACCCCCAAGAAGCCCAUCCAUCCAGCAGCAACUCAUUACCCCACAGAGCAGGUGCCCAGUGGGCCCUCGGCUGAGGAGUUUGACUACAGCUCGUGGGACGCAAUGUGCUACCUGGACCCAAGCAAGGCUGGUGAGGAGGAUGAUUUUGUGGUGGGCUUUUGGAAUCCAUCAGAAGAGAACUGUGGCACCGAGCUCGGUAAGCAGUCCAUCUCCUAUGACCUGCACACAGAGCAGUGUAUCGCAGACAAGAGCAUCGCUGACUGUGUGGAGGCUCUGCUAGGCUGCUACCUGACCAGCUGUGGAGAGAGAGCCGCCCAGAUGUUCCUCUGUUCACUGGGCCUCAAGGUUUUACCGUUGGAGAGAGGAACACUGACUGGAGCGGCGGUGCAGGUUCACACUCAGGCUCAGGCCAGUGACCUGAGCUACGGCUGGCUCAAGAUCCCACCCCGCUGUAUGCUGGAUCAUCCGGACGCAGAGCGAACGCUCAACCACCUCAUCUCCGGCUUCGAGAACUUUGAAAAAAAGAUCAACUACACUUUCCAGAACAAGGCUUAUCUCCUGCAAGCCUUCACCCACGCUUCCUAUCAUUACAACACCAUCACAGAUUGUUACCAACGGCUGGAGUUUCUUGGCGAUGCAAUUCUCGACUACCUCAUAACAAAGCACCUUUACGAAGACCCGCGGCAGCACUCUCCCGGAGUACUGACCGAUCUACGCUCAGCACUCGUCAACAACACCAUCUUUGCCUCUCUGGCCGUCAAAUACGAUUAUCACAAGUACUUCAAGGCCAUUUCGCCCGAGCUUUUCCACGUUAUCGAUGACUUUGUGCAGUUCCAGCUGGAGAAGAAUGAGAUGCAAGGCAUGGACUCUGAGCUGCGGCGCUCUGAAGAAGAUGAAGAGAAGGAGGAGGACAUUGAAGUCCCUAAGGCCAUGGGGGAUAUCUUUGAGUCACUAGCUGGAGCAAUUUACAUGGACAGCAGGAUGUCAUUGGAGACUGUGUGGCAAGUGUAUUAUCCAAUGAUGAGGCCACUUAUAGAGAAAUUCUCUGCCAAUGUGCCGCGCUCUCCUGUGAGAGAGCUGCUGGAGAUGGAGCCAGAAACUGCCAAGUUCAGCCCUGCAGAAAGGACGUAUGAUGGGAAGGUCCGGGUGACGGUGGAGGUCGUUGGAAAGGGCAAGUUUAAAGGCGUUGGCCGCAGCUACCGGAUUGCCAAGUCGGCGGCGGCGCGACGAGCUCUGCGCAGCCUCAAAGCCAAUCAACCUCAGGUCCAAAACAACUGAGCUCCUUACAGAGCACGCAGCAUUAGCACCUAAGUUAUUGAAGCUGAUAGAGAGGAGGGGGGGAGGGGCAGCAUCGGCUUCCCAACACAGCGUGAUACUAGCCCUGUAUCUUCACCCUGUGAUGGCACAACAACGGCAGCCAGGGAACACUGUGUGCAGACACAACAAUAGAAGACUGAUCUCACAAAGGAUUUCACAUUAGAUAUUCUACCCUUUCCUUUUUGUUUUUGCGCAAACACAAUCUUUACUUUCCUCUCUGCUUUGUGUAAUCAUGAGUGCUUUAUUAACGUUUAGCAAAGUGUUUGAAGAAAAAAGGUCAGGUCACAGUGUCAGUUCCUCACUGUUUCUUCUGUUGUUGUCAUUUGUUUUUAACCCUGUGUGUCAGUGAGAUAAGGCUUAUGCUUAUUGUGUAGUAUUAGACUGUAUAUAGUUCAAUCAGAGGUGUAUGCAGGAAGAAAAUAAACGCUAAACUCCUCAGCCUGUGCACUAGUGCCAGUCAGUUUGACAGCGGUUUGUAAAGCGCUGAUGGCAGACGUGGCUAACAGAUCCCACUGGAGCAAACAGCUGGUGGCACUUCUGUCUAAUCUGUCUUGAAGUGGUAUUCUUGAUCAUUUUUGCACUUAUUCCAUUAGGGUCUGUUAUUUUGAGAAUUAUGUGGUCAGAUUGACACCAAAAUCAUAUACAUAGCAAAGAAUAUAAAUAUAUAUAUAAAAUACAUAAAUGAUAUUAUUGGCCUUAGAUGCUAAGGCUUACCCUCAUCCUGCAAAAUGGAUAGGAAUUACAACAUUCCCAGUUACUGUUAAACUAAUUUUAACCGCACUAGAGGUUGCAUGUUCUUGUAGCUUGUGUAUAAACUAAGACAACUGGAUGGCUUCUAUAAUGUUUUAAGGCUACGGCUGUAUCCAUGUGUGUGAGCGCGAGGUCAGACGGCUAAGACGAUAUCUUGGCGAUGUGGUUUAAACGAGUUUUGAUGCGAAGGACGGAGCGGAAUUAGUCAUUCUUGAUGUCUUUCCACAGCAAAUCAUCCAGUUUUGAUAUGAGAGAAAGACAUAUCACCUGAUCAAUAUGCUGCAGAAUUUUCUAUGAAUUGGAUACUCGUGUAAGACACGCAAUCUUUUCAGACCAUCUUUGUGAACAAGACCAAUUCAUUUGAACAGUGUUCGUCACACCCACACCUACCAAAGCUGCAGUAGCUGUGACACUAUGAGAAUGAAGUCACUUCCUGAGGAUCCCAUGCCUUUUUGUUCCAACAGUUUUGCUUCUUGCUAAAUGUCUUUGUUUGCUCAUCAGUAAGCCCUUUCACUUGAAUACCUCAGUUAAUUGCAUGCAUUUCUUGUCUUUAAUUUUUUUCAUUUUUGUUUGGUGCUAUGUGUGUGUGUGUGUGUGUGUGUGUUUCUUUUUUGUAUUAAGCUUGAACUUCUCAUCUUUUUUGCACUGUAACUAUAAUACCUCUUUAUUUGACCUCCUUUUUGUGUUUAGUUUGGUUGUUGGUCUGCCAUCGAGCUGUAGAGGACAGCUGUGUUGUUGACUCUUUGCCCCUUUCAUCCAUGAGGGUGACACUUGAUGAUUUCAGAGGGCGGGGACAGGAAUUGUUUUCUCUGCACAUAAACUGUUUUUCCUCAUUGGUUACUUAUUAAUUUCAUUCAUUUCAAACAAUGUUUUUUUUUUUUUUUAAAUUCAGGGGUAAGAGCAUCGAUUGAUCAGAUGAGCAUCAGUGCUUGCAGAGGUAAUCGGAUUGCACUCUUAAAUCUGCUCCAAAACAUAGAUGAUGAAAAUACUUGACUUGUCUCUUCACUUCUGUCUUCAUAAAUAAGGCUUGGAAGAGACGUUUACCUGUGUGGCAUCUAAACUGUGUUGUAUAGCUAUCUGAACUCUAAUCACAGUCACAUAAUCCCCCACACAGGUGUUUCUACCUCAAAGGACCGUCCUCAGUGUUCCUUUCUGCUCCCGACUGCAGCUCUGUUCAGCUCUCACUACAGCAGCACUGUCCCGUCAAAUCUACCGUUACAAUAAGCUAGUCGACAUUCCUUCAUAAUCAAUUGUGUCUCCUGUCUGAGAUCGAAGAGGUGACACUCAAAUCGUAGUGCCUUCUCUGAGGGAGGAAACCAGUGAUCCCAGGCACUGUUCAUAUCUGAUAUUGAUGUGGCUGCUGGGCGCUCUGCUCACAUGUGGACAGCUGUAACUACGUCCCCGCACGCCUGCCGUUAGAGUGCCUCUCCACAGGCAUUGAUUGACCACUUGUGAUUGGCUCUCAGUUUGCAGCUCUAUAUGCAAAUAUGCAUCCAAAACCCAGAGUCCUGCUCAGGUGCGUUUUCCAAACCUGUGCGUCCAUGUAACUGCAGUUCAGUGGAUGGGUCAUAGGUUACAGUGGGACUGUGGAAACUGAUGAAUUACAGAAAUCUAAUAAAAGGGAAAACUGCCUGAUGAUAGUUACAGGAGUUCUAGCAGCACGGCGGUGCAGCGGUUAGCAUCUUCACCUCACAGCAGGGAAGUUAUGGGUUUGAAUCUCGUGCUCAGCUGGUGCUUUCUUGGGAGAAGCUUCCACGUUCUCCUGCGUGGAGUCCUUCCCAAAGACCAAAGACACGCACCUGCAUUCAUUGGCAGUUCCAGACUGACUCAAAGUAUUGAUUCAAGCAUCAAUGAUAAAGCAUUCAAGUGCAUAGAGGACUUGGACUGCUUGGACUACAAAAGGAACCAAAUUGACUAGAAACAGAAAGCAGAGCUCUACUAAUGCUAACGGUCUCGACCCACGACCCACUCUGGGGUCAAUGCUGCCUCGGCUGUGUGACCCGUGCGGGACUCUGCCAAAUCAUUUUUGGUUUUCACUGGCAGGUGACGCGUCAGUCCUUUGGUGUGCUACAGAACAUGUUCAGGUACACACUGAAUACAUUCAUCAACAUGAAUGUGUGUGUUAUUGCUUUUGAACUUUAUUCCAUAAUAACAAAUUUUUCUUUUAUUCCCAAAUAAAUCGUCACGGUUUCCUUGGCUGACUUUAAACCCACAGCAUAUGUUUCUGUGGCGUGUGUGAUAACCUGAGAGCUCAGCAGCUCAGAACCACCUCACAAACCCAAAUAUCAGUUUGGCUCUGAUUAUUUAUGUUUUAGGGAUCAGGUUUUUAAUCAGCGGCAAAAUCAGAAGCAAGCUUGAGAGCAGGAACGGCAGUCUUUGAUGCCCCACGUCGUGUCCAAACUGAUGUCCAUAUCUUUGGUCCCACAGAUUACCACAUGAAAGCAAAUGUGAAACUUUUGAUCCUUGACAGAGCAUCAGGACAGCUUCCUAUAGUUUAUCAAUCAGAGUGCAAUCUGUUAUUAUUUCUCAAGCAGGCAGAGCUCAACUAUGAAACGCUGAAUGGAGGCUGUGAUUUCUCUUUCCUCAGUCUGUAGUGAACACACUAAUUAUCAGUGAGACUCUGGGAGGGACAGAAGAGCGAUUGUUAAAGACGCCCACUCUGUUUAAUGUGUGACUGAUGGAAAAUGAGGAUCACAAACUCAUCAGCUACAAGUGGCAUCAAUCUCGAACAGCCUUUUUUCUUCUUCUUCUUCCCCAAAUGGAGACGGGAGUGUGUGGGAGCGCUGCAGUGAGGUAGCCCUGCGUUAUUCAGAGUUUUCUUCUACUGGCAGACUUUUUUUUUUCCUUUUUGUACAUGUAGCACAAUUGAGCAUUGCACUUGGGCGCCAUACUUUACCUCAUGUCAGAGUGUGAAAGGGAGUGAACAAUGGAGGAAAAAGAAGUGUGUGUAUAUAUGAUGCCAUGUUAUUAAGGACUAACUCAUGGUUCAGGCUUUGCUGCUGUCUCAGUCGCUGGUGUUACGCAAAUCUAUGUUUAACAAGAGAGAGAAUUAGAUACUCGGAGAGGAAAGAUUCAAAAUGUGCCUGCAAGCUCUCACCUGACAAAUACACUGUAAGAAGAAUCUCUGUAAUCGGGGCUAAAAUGUCUGGAUGUCAUGUCCGCUGAUGUCCUGCCUUAAAUGUGUUUGGAAACGAAUUGUUGCGUCAGACUGACACUUUGAAUUGAAUUCUGCUUUGACUACAAGUGCCGGCCUCAUUUCUGCUCCUGUGGUGGGCUAGUUUGGAUUAUGUGACAAUCUUCCAGCCCCUUGAGAACUUAAAGGAAAAAUCCACGAGCAGGUGUGAUCUAUGAUUUGACUGAAUAAAACCAGAUUCUUUGAUUUGGGAUGGACCGUAAGCUGUUUACGUCACAUUUUCUUUACUUUGAGUUCUCUGCCUGUAAAAUUACUGAUGGACUUCACUGUGGAUGUAAUCAGAACACUUUGGCACAAAUCAUCAGAAAAAGUUCCACCUUUUAAGUAAAACUAUAUAGAAUAUCCUAGUAGCACUAUUUGGGCUUCAGGCUAAUGCUCAGCAGAACGCCUUCAGUGGCAGUCUCAGUGAGCCUCCGGUUCUUUCUGCAGCUGCCGUGAACACAGCACUCUUCAGGUGACCUCAGGUGACCUUCUGGUUAUGAAACAGAGUUGCUGAUAGGUCAGAACAUCCAGCCUGUGCAGCUGCCUGCUCAUCUUUGACAUUUCUGUGCUGCACACAGUGCUGAGUGUACAUUUGCACUGUACUGGGCAAAUUAUGAUCACAACAUCAAGCAUCCUAAUUUUUUAUUUUUUUUUUAAAUCGUGGUGCUCUUAAAAAAUAUCAGAACAUAUAUGGCAGUACCAAAUACACAUGUUCAAUACCUUAUGCUUUCCAGCAUCUGUGCUCGGAUGCUGCUACUGCAGGCUAAUUAUGCCUGAUUACAGCUGCAGUGAUUUUGGCCAGAAUUGUGAAGGGUUGAACAUGAUCUUAAAAUUUCAGAGGUGUGCAGCGUAGCAAAUGCUGCAGGCUAGGUUAUCACACAUGGGAACAUUAGAACGGUGUAUGGGUGUGCCUGCCCUGCCUCAUCCAAACAGCAUGGAACAAAGUGCGUGCAGUGCUGUUCAGAUAUUUCCCUGUAUCUGUGAGCAGAGCCGAGUUUUCUUUGCAAAUCAACAAAGUCUGUACGGAUGUGGUGGUAGAAGUAUUUUAAUGUUCAGGGUGCUGAAGGAGGACCUGGGCCCAGCAGCCUUUGAGAUAGUGUGCUUGCGUGGUCUCCAAACCAGCAGGAGUUAUGACAAUCUUGGAUUAUGGGAUCACAUUUCUAAAAGGCUUACUUACAAUCAUUUUGACACCUGUUGUCAAAGUUUUCUGUGAAUGAGUCAAAAGUUCUGUUUACAUCCACUGUAACAUCAAAGUGUCAAAUGUGUGUUGGGUUGGCGCUACAUCUGUAAAACAAAUGUGGAGGUAUCCAGCAUUAUUAGUAUUUUAAGGUGGGUUUUUCCUUUAAGGAGCAAAUACUAAGUGUGAGCAAACUUUAAAGAACCAAAACUGCUUUGUGUAACGGUGAAAGUGGGCUAAAGAGAACUCAUGGCAGCAAGAUGUUGAUCUCAGAGUCGGCGUGGAGCAGAACACCAGCAGAAUGGAGCUACACAGAUCGAGUGGACUGUUAUCAGUAUGAGGAAUUAUGGGCCAUCACAACCUGCAGCAGAUAUAUUUAAGGGACAUUGGAAUAGAACUCCUCAGUCAUACUGUAAUACCAUGCUGCAGUGGUUUGCGGUCUGCACCUUAUGGAUCACAAAUACCUUUAAUUUUGUUCCUCCCCCACCCUUUUGUUUUUAUAAUUGUAGCCUGGUAUAUCUACAAUAAAGUAAUGGUAUGGUCAUUCUC